Psilocybe cubensis is the source of this 1476-nucleotide messenger RNA. RefSeq lists its product as uncharacterized. NCBI's taxonomy places the organism in Eukaryota, Fungi, Basidiomycota, Agaricomycetes, Agaricales, Agrocybaceae. The record is from RefSeq and is a predicted model, not a curated record. The transcript is spliced from 8 exons. Bases 1 to 1476 code for a protein of 491 amino acids.
AUGAUUCAGCCAAUUCCAGGAGCUCAUGCUGAUGAUCAACCUGUCAACUUUGGUCCAGUUCUUUGGGACGUCCUUAACAAAGUCGCUUCCAAUGUUGGAGGAGCAGAUUAUCUCAUUGGAUUAUCUCUGCGCGAUCCCAACAAUGCCAAUGUUCCAAUUUUAGCUGGUGCCGCUGUUGAUGGAUUAGGUGCCAACCUGGACGGCCUUUUGUUGGGCAAUGAACCUGACAUAUAUGCGGCUCAUGGUUAUAGACCGAACGUCAAAAACUAUACAACCGCACUAUAUAUAAAUGAAUUCAAAACAGCCGCCGAUCGCCUCACCAAUACAUCCGCUGGCGACAUUUACGACAAGCAUGAAAUAGUGGGACCCACGAUAUGUUGUGCAUGGAAUCUGGAUGCACUUCUUGAUGAUGGAUUUUCAUCGUCUUUUGGCAGCAAUCUUAAAUAUAUCUCGCUUCAACACUAUCCUCAGAAUAAUUGUAACCCUGGAGUUUUCAACUUCCAGUUACCCUACUACGUUCAACAUGCAAAUGUUGUGACUCUCGGAGCCUGGCAAUCUUCUGGAAUUAGCAAAAUUGUAUCCAAUCCCAAUGGCCAACCCGUCAUUUUGUCAGAAUUCAACUCAGCUGCAUGUGGUGGAAUUGCAGGCAUCUCGGAUACUUUUGCAGUGGGGUCUUUGUGGACUAUUGAUUAUUCACUUCAAUUAGCAUCGGUUGGAUACUCUGCCGCUUACAUUCACACCCGUGAAAGAGGUGUUACAUACAACCUCUUCACCCCACCCGAAGGACCAAAUGGUGGACCAGGUGCCUGGACAACCAAUCCCCCCUACUAUGGUCUUCUUGUCACUGCUGAGGCACUUCGUUCUGAGAAUGGAAGCAUUGUAGUCGACCUCGAUAUCAGUGGGUCCAAAUCCAAAACCGAUGUAGCAGUAAGCGGGUAUGCUGUUUACGAUGCUGUCAGCAAGACCGUUCAGCAGUUGGUUUUCUUCAAUUACGCCAAUGUAUCCUCCUCGGAUGGGUCCUCUCAGUCUUUUUCCGUCCCCUCGGGAACAUUUGCGAAGGGUCAGGGUGGUGUCCAAGUCAAAUAUCUCGUGGGAGAUAGUAUGGCAGAAAAGGUGAACAUUGGGUGGGGUGGUCAGACCCUAGCAACUGCGGGAGAUGGGAACUUGGUUUCUAGCAAUGCGACAUGGGCAGUACCUAACGCCAAUAUCGACUGCUCAAACGGAUGUACGAUUAAUGUCCCUGCCCCGGGAAUGGCGGUUGUCUUUGCUGGCGUGCCUGCGAAGGACAAUAACGCGAACAGCAACCCCAGUAGUGGAGAUACCGGCGGAAAUUCGUCGGGAUCCAUCAGGCCCAAAGCUACUGGUAGCCAAAUUCGUGUAUCAUUUAGUUCUUCCAACGCUCUGUUGGUAAUUUCGUUUAUUGUUCUCGCUGUGGCAGCGAGUCCUUUCGAUCACUUAUUUUUAUUUACUUUCUGA